Messenger RNA from Klebsormidium nitens, 1072 nucleotides. Lineage: Eukaryota; Viridiplantae; Streptophyta; Klebsormidiophyceae; Klebsormidiales; Klebsormidiaceae. The record is from the annotation of a GenBank genome assembly.
GUUUAAUUGUUGAUUUGAUGAAAACCAAAGGGAAAUACAUACCUGGCAGUACCAAUGGCAAGGUACCUUGCCAACCCAGGAAGACAAUCUGCAUGGCUUUCACAGCUUUCUCAGCCAUGGCGCCCCCCCAUGUGCCCACCUGAUACCUCUUUUCGAGGUCCUGAAGGUCGCCUUUUGUUUUCUCAGCUUCGGAACUCUUUGAUGGGAGCAAUUUUGGGCGCCCUUCAACAUUAGCUGUUCGAGCAGGUCAGGAAACUUCGUGAUCACAUUUUGUUGCGAUCCAACAUUCGAGCAAUUGCGGCGCUUCAGUUCCACAAAAGCGGGGCUCUACAUCAAGCAGGACGUACAACUGGGAAAGCAAUUGGGCCCAGCUCAGCGUCUUUUGUAUGCUGGGGUGCAAUCAGAUCGCUGCAAUGGAAGCGAUGAACGGCAAAGCAGCUGCUGAGCAGUUUGACUUUCAAGAGACUGACCAUGGACGGCAGCGCUUCUUGCUUGAGCUGGAGUUUGUACAGCUGUUGGCCAAUCCGGCAUAUAUCAAUCACCUCGCACAAAACCGGUUCUUUGAGGACCCUGCUUUUGUAAAGUAUCUACAGUAUCUCCAGUACUGGAAACGUCCGGAGUAUGCAAAGUUCAUUGUAUAUCCCCACUGUCUCCACUUUCUCGACCUGCUUCAAGAUGAGCAGUUCAGAAAGGUAGUGGCGUCCACACAAAACAAGGAGCUUCUGCACACCCAGCAGUUUUAUUUCUGGAAGUACUACCGUACGAACCGACUGCGAAAGCAUCGUGAAAGCAGACAAGAUGAGCCACCCGAUGAGAAAAGUGUAGAUCCUCUAGAUGGGUCGCGAUCGACCCUAGAAGGUGGACAAGCAGCAGCUGUUAGUGUAGGGCCAGAGAUAGAGGUCAAAGAUGCAUUCGCUAUGGACAGGAAACGGAAGGAGCCAGGCUGAUGUAUAUAAAGAAGAUUUGUCAACCGUCAACACAUCCUUACUUUGCUCGAGGGCUUGUGACGUUGACAGCGCGUGACCGCAAGUUCCUUCAUGAAAAGAUUGAUCGAGGCUCGCAUGUUCCGGAU